Aspergillus aculeatus ATCC 16872 is the source of this 1803-nucleotide messenger RNA. RefSeq lists its product as uncharacterized. The record is from RefSeq and is a predicted model, not a curated record. The transcript is spliced from 3 exons. Bases 1 to 1383 code for a protein of 460 amino acids. Lineage: Eukaryota; Fungi; Ascomycota; Eurotiomycetes; Eurotiales; Aspergillaceae.
AUGUCUCGCAAUCACGGAGAGGAAGUUCCUCUCGGACCAUUCAACUAUGAAUUGUGCGCAGAACUCCAUAAUCGCAUUUUCCUGAUCGCCUGGACUGCAGCAGGAAAAGCCCUGGAGAAUAGCUCUAUUUCAACCUGGUGGGGGCAUUUUCAACCCUCCAAAGAAUUCGCCGCGCGUUAUCAUCCCCAUUUGGUCAAAUUUUUCCAGCGCGUGUACUACCACCCCGAGGCUCCGGAGUUCUGCUAUUAUCUCGAGAACCUGAACCCUCCUCAUUCCUUGAUUGAUGAACACUUCAACGACAUUUCCGACGGGAGGGAUUGCUAUGUCGACCUACAUCGCGCCACGAGCUGGUACGAGCCCAAUGGCGAUGAAUGGGGGAUCAUCAAUAUGCAUAAACUCGACCAAAUCACCUGCAAAGCUGUCUUCGCCGAGAGCCGCGAAGCUACGCACCCGAUCCUCAACUAUGGUCACGGCUUCCGGCCGCUCGAAGACAUCUAUGCGGACUACCUCCAGAUGAUCACGGAGCACAAGAUCGAGGCGCAGGCCGUGCAAGCCUUCCAGGACCUUGUCCAUGAGAUCGAGAUCCGAUUACCCAGCAGCAGCAACAGCAGCAGUAGUGAUUCAGCACAGCUAACCCUCCCCUGGUCCGACCCCGCCGUGCGCUCAGAAGCCCACCUCGUCCCCAACAGCUUCAUCAACCGCUUCUGCACCGCAACCAGUGCGGCCACCACCCGCCCGGUCCGCUUCCGCUACCUCGCCCCCGGAAUCCGCCUCCCGACCGAGGCCGAAUUCCGCGCCCAACCACUCCGAAAUCUCGAAUAUCAAUCUGCCAUGCACCGUGCACUCCCCGUAGCGCGGCCGAUUAAGCCCACCCUCCUCUUCCUCGCCGAUGACCCCGCCGCCAACACUCCGGGGCCGACCGUCACGACCGUCCCCAAGCCCGAUCUCUGCCUCAACUCCCUCCUCGCUGACUUUGGCGACGACAAGCACCGAAGAACGACGGCCCCGCGCCCCGCCGGCCUGUAUCUGACGGCCGACCAUCGCAGGGUCAAAAGCUGCGAGAACGGCUGCCGCCUGCUGCUGCCGUUUGGAGUUGGACGGCACGGCUGGGCCCGUCGCAGCGACGGCACGCGCAUGGGCGACUACGCCUGGUGGGGUGGGGACCCGGCGGAUGCCAAUUAUGAUUUGUAUCAGUGCGAGUUCAAUGGGUUCAUCCCCUUGCGUGACACCCCGCUGCACCAGAUGUUGGAGAGCUGGGCGGAGCGGGUGCGGGCGGGGGAUUGGACUGUCGGGCCGGAUGGGGUGGCUGACGGGGUGGAGCGGUGGCGGGAGGCCGAUACGGAGGCUGGCUGGCGGAAGUAUAGGGUUCCGGUGCGGUGGUGAUAUGGCUACUGUAGUUGUAUAGGAUAAUAUCUGAUGUUUAUCUGUGAUCAUCGUGGGAUGCCCGGGAUGGUAGGGAAUGUCGCACGGGCAACGUUCUCAUCGCAGAUCACCUCCUCGUCUUUAUCGCAACUCUCUGUAUUUGCUUUUGGGAAGGUCAUGCUGGUGUUGAAGCAGAGAGAGACCCUCGACGAGGACCAUCUUGGUAAAGGUAUAUCGGUCUGCUGGUAUAGUCUCCCUGGGUUGGAGACUCGGUAGGAACGACAGUAGUUCAGUUAUGCGUUCGUGACAUCAACAAUGGGGAAGUCACGGGUGAAAGUUGUGGUGAGCAAUAGCACGGACAGUUUGGUAUAUCCCUGAUCCAUACGCCACCUAGCGUAGCUCGUAAAUAAGUUAGCUAUGGGGAAUGGGGGUGUUUGACAA